GCCGUCAAGGUUUUGUCGGUAUGCGUGUGCGAUGUGGAUGUGGGUAAGGAACGAUGCUCCAACACGAGGAGCCCUGCAGGGAAAGGCAAAAGGUGAGUUGUCCGGGUGACGCAUGCGCUGCUUUGUAAAGGCAUCAAAGUAGGCUAGAGUGGGCGAGAAUGUCCCGAAGGAAGAAGCGAGAGAGCAGCUACUCGUCGGGUGAGCUGAGUCGACUGUAUCGCUAUUUGCGGGAAGAUGCCAGACAAGGACGAUCUGGAGCGCGAGCACCGUAGCCAGACGAUUGCUGACCGUCGUCGGGCUAGUAGUGCGGUGUACCAUUUUCGUAGCAGCUGCCGUGUGCGUUCUGCGGAGUCCGUUGCUGGCAGUUCAGUUGGAUGCAAGCAGACCAUCGGUGGCGCUACUAAGCGGACCAUCCUUUCCAUCCGGGGUGGGUCGCCAUUGCCUGGGCGCAGUCUGUGGUGAGCUCCCGGGGUCCUUCCCGGACCCGGUGGACCUUCGGGUAGGGUCGACGGCGGUGGUGGCGGUAGUGGUGGGUACGGUGCGUCCAUCAGGGGUAAUGUAGUGUUUGCGUGCGUGCGUCCGUGUGCGAGUGUGUCGUCGGUGUACGGUGGGCCAUUGACCGGGCUGGUGUUUCCGGGGUGCAGUGUUAGGGCACCGUUCUCGAGUACAACCCACAAACCAAUGAUGCUGUGUGCCGAGGGUGAUGCAAGCCAAACGGAUGGAUAUCAAUGCAGUUGUAGCAUUUCGACAGUGCAUUCGUCCCAGUGCUAGGUCAGUGUGCGUUCCGUGUGUAGGUGUGUGAGGUGUGGUGUGGGCUUUUGGCUAGGAAAACAACCACGCUGCAGAAUAUCACGAGGUGUCAAGUUAUUCUGUAAGGCACUACGAUCAUCCUCGAAAAAGAUCUCGAAAAAAGCUGCCUAGAAUAUCUGGCUCCGGACAGAUUGGCUGCCGGAUUUCCACCAAGAUCAUGAUUCGGGACAGCAUUACAGACUAAAACCACUACACGACCGUGCAGCUCGUUAUCGGCUUCUUUGUUAUCAGGCCGUCAGCACAUUAGCAGCUUGCCAAAGCCUGCAUUACAGCGGGAAAACCACGGCAUAGGCCGAUAAUCAGCACCUGAGAGCACACAGAGCCCUCCAGGAGUUUCCCAGAGCAACCAGACACGGCCACACAAACGCACGAUGCCAGGCUUCGCAGAUAUCAAGGACCGGGCGUCCAACGUUUUCGGUGGUGGGUUCGAGAAGUUCGAAAUGCCCAAACAUGGCUACGACCAGAUGGAUGGGGCCGCGGUCGGUGGCGCCUACCAGGCCGAUACUGGCGGCAACGACUCACCGAUGUCGUUCGAGGAGAUUGAGCGACCACCGUUGCGCCACGUCGACAAGUACGUCCGGGCGGAGUGUCCCUGCAUCAAGACGACCCGCUACACGAUCUCGCUGAUGACCUGUCUGGGCUUUAUCAUAUCGUUCGGCAUGCGCUGCAACAUGGGUAUGGCCAAGCUGCAGUUCGAGAACGGGUCGGUGAAAUACAACUGGACCGUCGCGAUGGAAAGUGCAGUCGAUUCGUCAUUCUUCUGGGGCUACCUAGUAACGCAAGUGCCGGGCGGUUUCCUCGCGUCAAUGUUUCCAGCAAACCGCAUCUUCGGUACGGCCAUCGCUAUCUCGGCCUUCCUGAACCUGCUCGUCCCGGGCGCCAUGAUGCUACAUCCAACAGUCGUAAUUCUGGUUCGAGUGCUCCAGGGCCUGGUGGAGGUGAGUGACUCGGAGUGUUUGCACCUUCGAAACUUUCCAGACUUUACAGAAGCCGUAUGCGUUUUCCUCCCCCAGGGUGUAACGUAUCCCGCCUGCCACGGUAUCUGGCGCUUCUGGGCCCCUCCGCUCGAGCGCUCCCGGCUAGCGACGAUGGCAUUCAGCGGCUCGUACGCCGGCGUCGUGAUAGGCAUGCCCAUGUCCGGCAUUCUGACCGGCUCGAUCAGCUGGCACGCACCGUUCUACUUUUACGGCGUGAUGGGCCUGAUCUGGUACUGCUUCUGGCUGUGGCUGUCGUUCGAGAAGCCGCGCCAACAUCCAACCAUCUCCGUGAAGGAGCUAAAGUACAUCGAAAAGUCGCUCGGCGAGUCGGUGCAGCUGCCGAUGCCGACCAUCGCGACGACCCCGUGGCGUCACUUCCUCACCUCGAUGCCCGUGUACGCGAUCAUCGUGGCAAACUUUUGCCGAUCGUGGAACUUCUACCUGUUGGUGCUGUACCAGAGUGCCUAUCUGAAGCACUCGUUCGACUUCCGGAUUGAAGAGACUGGUAUACUUGGAGCACUGCCACAUCUGCUGAUGACGAUCAUCGUACCCUUCGGAGGCAUGCUGGCGGAUCACAUCCGAAAGUCGGGACUGCUGUCGACUACCAACGUGCGCAAGCUGUUCAACUGCGGUGGAUUCGGACUGGAGGGUCUCUUUUUCCUGGUCGUAGCACAUGCCACUAGUUCUAUGGGUGCAGUGACGGCGCUAACGCUCGGUGUUGCCUUCAGCGGGUUCGCCAUAUCCGGUUACAACGUCAAUCAUCUGGACAUUGCGCCACGCUACGCCAGUAUUCUGAUGGGCAUGUCCAACGGCAUAGGCACGAUAGCGGGUCUGAUCUGUCCAAUCGCGAUAGACCACCUGACGCGGGGGCAGCCCAAAUCAUGUUGGUCUACAGUGUUCACGAUAGCGGCGACGGUCCACUUGGUGGGCAUCACGUUUUACGGCAUUUUCGCAUCGGGCGAACUGCAACCGUGGGCUGAACCGACCGUCGAAGAGCAACGAGCCUGGGAUCCGGUUGGUUCCGGGUACGAGAAGGAAACCACUUUCAACGAGGCCGGGGACGGUGGAUCAGCUUCCCCGUCGGGGGGAAUGAUGGACCCGUCGGCACAGAUCAACGCCACCAAGACGGUGUCGUACGGUGCGGUCCAGCAGCACGUCGCCAACAAUCCGUUCGCCUAUCCGACUGCAAUCAGUGAGGAAACGGUACAGCCGGAAGCGAGGGACACCUACUUACACGGCAACCCGACCGAGCGUACGUAUUGACCUGUGCGCGCUAAGAAAACCGUAACAUUUAGUAUGAACUAGAGAGGGCAUGCAGCGAAACUAUGAUUAAAAGCUGUGCUGUUUUUGUUUGUUCCAUGCAUUUGUUUGGCAGAAAAGUGCAAUAGUAAUCGUAUAUUGUAACAAUGUUCAGCUCGAUGGAAGAGGGUGGACAGGCGACACGCGAGCCAUGAGCAAACUGAAAUACAAACAAGUAAAAUUAACCCUGCUUAAGCAAUUACAACACUAGAUAGUAAUUAACAAAUACCAAAACAAAAACAUACACAAACAAGUAGCAAAGAGGCACAUUGUAUUUACAACGUCGAAGGGUGUACAUACACUAACAGAAGAAAAAAAAACACUGACAUAAGUAUUUAAAAGAUAUAUGCGUACAUGCCAUAAUAAUACAAUAUACAUAUACUGUAAUUAAUAACUACUGCCGCAAAGGACUAACUAACGAUGCAACCAGAGAAUAACAACUGUUAAGACAACGCACUGAGUAAGAGAAGCGGGAGAGUGGGAGAGUGGGAGAGUUUAAGUCAUCACUUAUUGGGAUGGUCUGUAUCUGUAAAUCUGAGAUGAAAUGAUUAAACAAGCCUAAUCGCUAAUCUACCCAGCAUAGUACGUUGGCCUCUACCCAAUUGGGCGCACAGUACAUUGGGUGGAAGAGUAUGUUAACCUCUUUUAAAAUCAACAAAAAACUGUCAAUUGCUAACGAGUGUCUCGAACACCCAGUUCAGUGGACGUACAGUACCCGACGAACCAAAUUCUCAAGCAAAAUGGAAGGAUAGUUCAAAGGUGAACGUACUCCGCUAAUGAGUUUUCCAGCAUUCCUCAACUAAUUGCACAUGUUUGGCGCUCUGUGCGUGUGCGCGGAUGAGCGUUGUAAUUACAUAAUUUCCUGAUUUUAGUUCCAGCUAGGUAAGGAGGAGCGGAGUUAAAUUUGAGGUGUCAACUCACUCUCAAAGGCUGUGGCGACAAUAAUAAAACGGAAGGGCGGGCUGAAUUAAAAAAAAAACCAAACCGGCUUCGACACCCGACCGAAACGUAGGUUAAGAGAUGAGGCUUAGCUGAGCGCUAAGUACAGUGAGUUUAGUUUACGUUAAUUGUAUAUUUUUAGCCAGUGUAUGUAUGUGUGCGAGGGAGAGGGGCAGCUGCAAUAAGCGCAUAAGCUUGGCUUAUGUAAUAAUUGUACAUUGGGUUUUGAUUUUUAAGCGUAUAAGCUUCAAUACGUUCGAUGCUGAGGCCUGGGGCGGGAGAUGGCACACUGCACCGUACUGCGAAUGUGACAAAGAAACAAUAAUAAACAACGCUAGCUGGUAAGGUUCGUUCAUAAGGACAUAAAACAGGAGGAGGGGCAGAAAAGAAACAAACAAAUCUAGUACUAUAAAUCGUUCAGUGAUAUAGUGUAUUAAACAGCUCAUCAACAAAAGUUUAAAUCGUUGCAAAUACGAAGUGAAACCAAAACUAGUAGACGACGAGGGCACGGUGAGAGCUUCGGUCAAAGCAGAAGCACACACACACCGAUCGCGGGCAAACGAACGACAGUGGAGGCUCUCUUGUGCACUUAACUAAUCUGGCAAAAUCAAAGUUUGAGACAGUGGGGAAUUGGAAUUCGGAAAAAACACAACACAACCCGUCUCACAUAGCGAUCCUUUGCCGCGAUCGCGGUGCAGACUGCGUGGCUUAUACUCUACGGCGUCGUGCUUAUACGUUUAACCGAUCGCACACCGUUUAACUAGGUAUGCACAUACCGACCAAUGCAGGCGAGGUGGUCAAGGUGGUCAAGAAUCAUCCAUACAAACGGGUAUUAUAAUGCUAGCUGGGAAUGGUAAAUAAGUGUUAGUGGUAACGCACAGGUAUGAUUUCGAUCGACACACUCAAACACACAUAGGAAAAAGAAGAAGAAAAAACAAAAUAAUACCAAAAAAAAAACAAAAACACUUUGCACAAAAUGUCUCUUACGGAAACGUGACCCCUAUACGCGAUCAAUUGAAAUUUUAGUGACAGUAGGUAGACCUUAGUUCCUCUUUCCUCGUUCUGUAGAACCCCCCCGCACAGGGGCUCUCGAUCUAUAAACCCUCCUGACACGAUCGAGCUGUAAUCUAUCUCAAAUUCCACCUUCCACCACUACUAUCAUACUAUCAUGGUUUGUUCUUCCAGUGUUAAGAGAGGCAAUGCAAUUAUUGCCACUGUACAUGACCUCAGUUGUUCCUCCCCCUGGGGGCGUGCUAUUUGAUCAUCUAAACGUUGUAAAAUAUGGAGAAAAGAAAAUCAAUCAGUCCCAAAAACAAGCGAACACGAUCAUGUAGAAACCCUACACGGCGACCAUAACGCAGAGAGGGCUUAACACUUGGCUCCCUUGGUGGAACGGUUGAACGCCACACUUGAACACAAUGUACACAAAAACACGCAAAACAAGUACGCAUAGUUUAUCAGGAUGACAAUCAGCAGUUGUUUCAUCCUCCCUUUCUGGUAGUGUAUCCUUCCCUUUGGAGCGUAGCGCGAGUCGGCAGUAGCGUGGAAGAGGACGUCGGGGAGUGCCGGUGCAGAAGACUCGCAGGAGCGCGUUGGUAGGCGCGUCCGUUAAGCUAAGAUUAAAGAGAGAUAUUGAGGUGAGGUGUGUAAAGAGAUAUGCAAAACCAAACUAUUCACUGACACUGUUGAGACUCUAUACAUAUAUAUCUAUUAUGAAUGUACGGUUCCGUUCCGAUCCGUUCUGUUGAUCCGCGUUUCUUUACUGUUUACCAAUCACGGAUGUCGUUCUAGCUGUUGUUGUUAAUUCAAAUAUAUAUAAAUGAAUGUAUCGGGGCCCUCAGGCACUACAAGCCAGCGGGGAUCCAACGUAUUUAAAAAAACACGACAGGUAGAUGGAACACGGUUCCGGUCGCAAAAGGGCUGUAACAGCCGCACGGCCAACCCAUUCCUGUACUGCCGGUCGAAAAAUCCAACUGGUAAUCGACACAUUACCGCACAACAAUACAAGAAUAUUACGCAAAACAUCAUCGCAAAACCCAAACCCGAGCUGCCCGCGUGGCGUGGCUCGGUUAGUUGUAAUUUCGUUGUUUCCGGAGUAGCAGCAUAGCAGCCUGUAGUGUAGCAGUAGUGUAUUAACAUUAUACUAAUGAUCGGGUCGGCCGGUAUCCUUUGCUAAACAGCGAGGAACGGGCCAGCCUAGCUGUAAACGUUGAAUAGUAAAUAUCUUGCGAGGCUUGCUAGAAAAGCCAAAAACACAUUGUACAUUGCAUAUAUACACAAAACGUAUUGCACACUAUACUUAUAUACCGUAUACACUGGGCAAAGGGGAUAGGCAUAUUAGGAGGCAAGAGCAAAGAGUAACCAAAAGCAGGGGUAACCUGUAUUCGUGUCCCUCCUCUUCACUACCCAAUUCUGUAGGCGAAUGAAAUGGCAUGAAAAGAGGUAAACGAAUAUCCAAACACUGAAAAGAGAUCUGCUCGAUCUAGUAAAGUAAGUAAAAAGUCGUCUCGCUGUUAUAAUCGCAUCAUAAUCAAUCAUCGUAACUAAACGCGCUGUAAUGGAGCGAAUUGCAGGCAGUGUGUGUGUGUUUGCGUGUUUGUGUGGGAAUUGAAGGAUAAACUAGGGCGGGAAAACGGAAGACUAGCUUGGUGGAGAGGACAGACACACGUGAACGAUAUAUUAUUAUGGCAUUAAAUAGUUAAGUAUUCCUUAUUGGCAAUAGCGUUUAGCGAAGUGUAUGAAACUUACCACCUUCUAUCGAGUGAAAAACGAAACAACAAACGGUAACGAAGCGCAUGGCCGUGGUGUGAUCGUGGUGUGUGCGUGGUAGUGGACGUCAGAUGGGAAGUGUGAUCCUCGAAUCAUGAGUGUCUCACAAACCUCUGCAUGUUACACUCACUCAUUCACUCACACAGUCACUCACUGAUCUAUUCGACAUCCAACAUCCAAAUAAAAUGGUGCGCAUAUAUUUAAACUGUUGAACUGAAUCAA
Anopheles coluzzii is the source of this 7016-nucleotide messenger RNA. RefSeq names its product vesicular glutamate transporter 1 (gene VGlut). Gene Ontology annotation, cellular component: excitatory synapse; synaptic vesicle membrane. Bases 1182 to 3050 code for a protein of 622 amino acids. Lineage: Eukaryota; Metazoa; Arthropoda; Insecta; Diptera; Culicidae. Gene Ontology annotation, molecular function: neurotransmitter transmembrane transporter activity; L-glutamate transmembrane transporter activity. Gene Ontology annotation, biological process: monoatomic anion transport; regulation of synapse structure or activity; synaptic transmission, glutamatergic. The transcript has 7 exons. The record is from RefSeq and is a predicted model, not a curated record.